AUGUUAGCGCAAGAUGAUGUUUGUUGGCAUGGUCCAGACUGGUUGUUUAACCCAGAUCUAUGCCUUGACAACACAGUGAACAGUGAAUUCAAAGAAGUUGAAGUAGCAAACGAACUAAAGAAGGACUAUGUUCCAGCGAGCAACCUAGUAAUGACUGUAACCAGAACUAAUUGUGAUGAUUUUCUCGGCAAACUUCUCAAAAUCACAAAUGACUAUGUAAAACUUAUUCGUAUUAUUUCAUAUAUUUUUAGAUUUUCAGCUAAUUGCAGGUACCCUCAGUCAAGGACUGCGGGGCCCAUUACGGCUGGUGAAAGGAUUCAGACAGAAAACCAAUUAAUCCGAAUGGUUCAACGUGGUAAGUUUAAGGAGGAAAUUAGAGAUUUGAAAAGAGGUAAGAAUGUUUCAAAGAAAAGUAAACUGUCAACCUUAAAUGUGUUUUUGGACGAAAAUGAUAUUUUAAGAGUGGGAGGCAGGUUAAAAAAUUCCAAAUUAAAUGUUUAUUCAAAAUAUCCUAUUGUGUUACCAUCGAAUCAUAUUUUUACUUACAAUAUUUUAGUGCAUUAUCACAAGAAGUAUUUACAUUUGGGAGCACAAGCUUUGUUGUAUCAAGUACGUCAGAAAUUUUGGCCAAUAAAUGGUAAACAUAAUUGUAAAAAGGUGAUAUUUAAUUGCAUUGCUUGUGUGAAAAACAAACCUGUUUUAACAUCCCAAUUAAUGGGUGAUUUACCAGCUGAUCGCGUAACCCCUAAACAUGUAUUCAACAUUGCUGGUAUUGAUUUUGCUGGCCCAUUCUUCUUAAAAUUCAAAAAUCAGAGAAAAGGUAUAUUGAACAAAGUUUAUGUUGUAAUUUAUGUGUGCUUAUGUACUAAAGCCUUGCAUCUUGAUUUCGUAACUGAUCAAACAUUUGUCUGUUUUAUUGCAAGUUUAAAGCGUUUCUUUGGAAGGAGAGGUAAAUGUGCAAAAAUUCUCACUGACAAUUCCAAAACAUUUGUCGGUGCAAACAAAGAACUUAAAAGGCUGUAUAAUCUUGUCAACUCUCCUGAUCAAUGUUUAAGUGAAUUUUUAAUUUCAGAAUCUAUUGAAUGGAAGUUCAUUCCACCUAAAUCACCGAAUUUUGGAGGUAUUUGGGAAACCGGAGUAAAAUCCUUUAAAUUCCAUUUAAAACGCGUACUGGGAAAUCAAAAACUAACUCUGGAAGAAUUUCUAACAAUUUUGGCUGAAAUUGAAGGCGUCCUAAAUUCUAGGUCCCUUACUCCGCUAUCUCCAGAAUUCGACGAUUUUGAAACUUUGUCACCUGGUCAUUUUUUGAUUGGCAGACCAAUUAAUGGAAUUGCCGAACCAUUGUUAAUUAACUUAAAUGAAAAUCGAUUAUCAAAAUGGCAAAAAAUUACAAAAUUUUCUCAAAGUAUAUGGAAAAUAUGGAAACGUGAUCAUCUUUGCAGUUUACAACAGCGUUACAAAUGGAAAUUCAAUGAGAAUAAUGUAAAACUCGGAACACUUGUUCUGAUAAAAAAUGAAAAUUUACCUGGAACAAAGUGGUUGCUAGGAAGAAUUACUGACGUUUUCCACGGUAAUGACAACCAAAUUAGAGUAGUCAAUAUUAAAUUACCAAAUGGCAAUAUAAUAAAACGAAUUGUUCGUGAUGUAGCUAUUUUACCCUCUGGAAAUGAAGUGUAUUAA
This is a messenger RNA of Argiope bruennichi, 1680 nucleotides long. RefSeq lists its product as uncharacterized. The transcript has a single exon. Bases 1 to 1680 code for a protein of 559 amino acids. Gene Ontology annotation, molecular function: nucleic acid binding. The record is from RefSeq and is a predicted model, not a curated record. Gene Ontology annotation, biological process: DNA integration. NCBI's taxonomy places the organism in Eukaryota, Metazoa, Arthropoda, Arachnida, Araneae, Araneidae.